UGAGCUUGAAUGGGGCGCGUAGAGCGAACCACUCUGUGUGAGCCACGGGGGAGGGGGGAAAUCGGGAAAGGAUCAAGAUUACCGGCCUUUGACCACUCUCCUGGGAAUGGUGAACAGCCCUCGACCGGGAAGCAAGACUUCUCGGUCCUGUUUGCCCAGAGUUCCCCUCUGUGGACACGAGAAAGCCCCGCCCUGUCGAGCCUCAGUCUUUGCAUCUGCAAAAUGGGCGCAAGGAUGCAGAUGUGUGGGCUGUGGUCGCCAGGCCCGGGAAGUGGCCCACCUGUUCCAGUCCCUUCCACCUCUUGCCGCAGAGUGAGGGCCACAGACCCUGCGCCCUUGUACCAGACGACCCUCAGAGCCGAUGGAGGAGAACGAGGUGGAGAGCAGUAGCGACGCGACCCCUGGGCCUGGCCGGCCCGAGGAGCCCUCCGAAAGUGGCCUGAGUGUGGGCACCUCGGAAGCCGUGUCGGCCGACAGCAGCGACGCCGCGGCCGCCCCGGGACCGAUAGAGGCCGACGACUCCGGCGUGGGGCAAAGCUCGGACCGCGGCGGCAGCUCUCUGGAGGAGGUGUCUGAGAGCAGUUCGAGCACGGACCCCCUGCCUCAUGGGUAUCUCCCAGAUUCAUCUUCUGUGUCCCGUGGUCCAGCGGCGGGGGUGACAGGUGACCCCCCAGCCCUGGUGCACUCCAGCGCACUCCCAGACCCCGCCAUGCUGGUGUCUGACUGCACAGCGUCUUCCUCGGACCUGGGCUCAGCCAUUGACAAGAUCAUCGAGUCCACCAUCGGGCCCGACCUCAUCCAGAGCUGCAUCACUGUGACCAGUGCUGAGAAUGGCGGAGCCGAGACCACACGCUUCCUGAUCCUGCAAGGCCCAGACGAUGGAGCCCCCGUGGCGUCGCCGAUGUCCAGCUCCACCCUGGCCCACAGCCUGGCGGCCAUCGAGGCCCUGGCCGACGGCCCCACAUCCACAUCCACGUGCCUGGAGCCGCCAGAGGAGGCACGGGAUGGGCCCAGCUCCCCGACGGAACAGCCACCUCCAGGCCCUGGUGCCGAGGAGCCAGACCUGCAGAGCCUGGAGGCCAUGAUGGAGGUGGUGGUGGUGCAGCAGUUCAAGUGCAAGAUGUGCCAGUACCGGAGCAGCACCAAGGCCACGCUGCUGCGCCAUAUGCGGGAGAGGCACUUCCGCCCAGCAGCAGUAACGGCAGCUGGUAAGAAGGGACGUCUGCGGAAGUGGGGUGCCUCAGCCAAGGCCCAGGAGGAGGAGGGGCCUGAGGAGGAGGAUGAUGACGACAUCGUAGAUGCUGGCGCCAUUGAUGACCUGGAGGAGGACAGUGACUACAAUCCGGCCGAGGAUGAGCCCCGGGCCCGGCAGCUGCGGCCCCAGCGCCCUGCUUCCAGUACGCCGAGACCCCGAAGGAGACCUGGCCGGCCCCGAAAGCUGCCUCGCCUGGAGACCUCAGACCUCCCGGAUGGCGUGGAAGGAGAGUCUCUGGUGAGUUCCCAGAGUGGACAGAGCCCCCCGGAGCCACAGGACCCCGAGGCUCCCAGUUCCUCUGGCCCAGGACACCGGGCAACCCUGGGCAAGCCUGGGAGGACCCCCAGGGAACCCGCUGUGAGCCAGUCGGACACAGAGAAUGCAGCCCCCUCCAGCCAGGACGAGCCCGACGCCCCACCCCGCCGCCGCGGCCGGCCCUCCCGACGCUUCCUUGGCAAGAAAUACCGCAAGUACUAUUACAAGUCACCCAAACCACUGUUGAGGCCCUUCUUGUGCCGCAUCUGUGGCUCCCGCUUCCUGUCCCACGAGGAUCUGCGCUUCCAUGUCAACUCCCAUGAGGCCGGCGACCCCCAGCUCUUCAAGUGCCUGCAGUGCAGCUACCGCUCCCGCCGCUGGUCCUCGCUCAAGGAGCACAUGUUCAACCACGUGGGCAGUAAGCCCUACAAGUGUGACGAGUGCAGCUACACGAGCGUCUACCGGAAGGACGUCAUCCGACACGCGGCCGUGCACAGCCGAGACCGGAAGAAGAGGCCAGAUCCGACCCCAAAGCUGAGCUCUUUCCCCUGCCCCGUGUGUGGCCGUGUCUACCCCAUGCAGAAGAGGCUCACUCAGCACAUGAAGACACACAGCACUGAGAAGCCCCACAUGUGUGACAAGUGUGGAAAGUCCUUUAAGAAGCGCUACACCUUCAAAAUGCAUCUGCUCACGCACAUCCAAGCUGUCGCCAACCGCAGGUUCAAGUGCGAGUUCUGUGAGUUUGUCUGCGAGGACAAGAAGGCACUGCUGAACCACCAGCUGUCCCAUGUCAGCGACAAGCCCUUCAAAUGCAGCUUCUGUCCCUACCGCACCUUCCGAGAGGACUUCCUGCUGUCCCACGUGGCCGUCAAGCACACAGGGGCGAAGCCCUUCGCCUGUGAGUACUGCCACUUCAGCACGCGGCACAAGAAGAACCUGCGCCUGCACGUGCGGUGCCGCCAUGCGAGCAGCUUCGAGGAGUGGGGGCGGCGCCACCCCGAGGAGCCCCCGUCCCGCCGCCGCCCCUUUUUCUCUCUGCAGCAGAUUGAGGAGCUGAAGCAGCAGCACAGCUCAGCCCCUGGGCCAUCCCCCAGCCCCUCAGGACCUCCUGAGGUCCCCCCAGAGGCAACGCCUUUCCAGUCACCAGAGACCCCCCCGCUGCUCUGUUCUGAUACCCUGGGCGGCGCCACCAUCAUCUACCAGCAGGGAGCUGAGGAAUCGACUGCGAUGGCCACCCAGACAGCCUUGGAUCUGCUGCUGAACAUGAGUGCCCAGCGGGAGCUGGGGGGCCCACCCCUGCAGGUGGCUGUGGUGAAGUCUGAAGAUGCGGAAGCAGAGUUAGCAUCCUCUGGUGGGCAGCCGUCCCCAGCAGGGGCUGCUCCACAGGUGGUAACCCUCCAUGUGGCAGAGCCAGGGGGCAGCGUGGCAGCCGAGAGCCAGCUAGGCCCCCCUGACCUACAGCAGAUCACCCUGGCGCCCGGGCCAUUUGGCGGGGCUGGCUACAGUGUCAUCACGGCACCCCCCAUGGAAGAGGGGACGUCAGCUCCUGGCACACCUUACAGCGAGGAGCCCCCCGGGGAGGCUGCCCAGGCCGUGGUGGUGAGUGAGGCCCUGAAAGAAGCCAGCACCCACUACAUCAUGGCAGCCGACGGCACCCAGCUGCAUCACAUCGAGCUGACCGCCGAUGGCUCCAUCUCCUUCCCAAGUCCCGAAGCCCUGGCCUCUGGCACCAAGUGGCCCCUGCUGCAGUGUGGGGGGCUGUCCAGAGACGGCCCUGAGCCCCCAUCUCCGGCCAGGACCCACCAAAGUGGUGAUCUCCAGGCCUCCGCCUCCCCGUCUCCGGCAGCCAGCAAAGCCCUGGGCCUGGUAGUGCCCCCCUCCCCACCGUCUGCAGCUGCUGCAGCAUCAAAGAAGUUUUCCUGCAAGAUCUGUGCUGAGGCCUUUCCUGGCCGAGCUGAGAUGGAGAGUCACAAACGGGCCCAUGCUGGGCCUAGCGCCUUCAAGUGCCCUGACUGCCCCUUCAGUGCCCGCCAGUGGCCCGAGGUCCGGGCCCACAUGGCACAGCACUCGAGCCUGCGGCCCCACCAGUGCAGCCAGUGCAGCUUCGCCUCCAAGAACAAGAAGGACCUGCGGCGGCACAUGCUGACCCACACCAACGAGAAGCCUUUCGAGUGCCACCUCUGCGGGCAGCGCUUCAACCGGAACGGGCACCUCAAGUUCCACAUCCAGCGGCUUCACAGUCCUGAUGGGAGGAAGUCAGGGGCUCCUCCAGCCCGGGCCGCAGCCCGGACCCCUACCCAGACCAUCAUCCUAAACAGCGAUGAGACGCUGGCCACACUGCACACGGCACUCCAAUCCAGUCACGGGGUCCUGGGCCCAGAACGACUGCAGCAGGCACUGGGCCAGGACCACAUUAUCGUGGCUCAGGAGCAGACAGUGACCAACCAGGAGGAAGCCACCUAUAUCCAGGAGAUCACUACGGCAGAUGGCCAGACGGUACAGCACCUGGUGACCUCUGACAACCAGGUACAGUACAUCAUCUCCCAGGAUGGAGUCCAGCACCUGCUCCCCCAGGAGUAUGUUGUGGUCCCCGAGGGACAUCACAUCCAGGUACAGGAGGGCCAGAUCACACAUAUCCAGUACGAACAAGGGACCCCAUUCCUUCAGGAGUCCCAGAUCCAGUAUGUGCCCGUGUCCCCGGGCCAGCAGGUUGUCACACAGGCGCAGCUUGAAGCUGCAGCACACUCGGCUGUCACAGCGGUGGCUGAUGCUGCCAUGGCCCAAGCCCAGGGCCUGUUCACCUCGGAGGAGGCAGUACCGGAGCACAUUCAGCAACUGCAGCACCAGGGCAUCGAGUACGACGUCAUCACCCUGACUGAUGACUGAGCCCCAGGGCCCGAAGCAGAACAUGGAUAUUGGGGCCAAUCAUGCUGGGGGUGGGGGGGCCAGGACUCACCCUACCCCACCACCUGGGGUCUCCAGAUACUGGGCAGCCAGCAUCCCAAUACUCUGAGGGAGCCAGACCUGUGCUGCUAGGGCUGGGGUCAGCUGCGGGCCCCAGCCAGGACUUGCUGGGUGCCCCAGCCUGCAGGCAGGCUUUGGGAGAGAACUUUAUUUUUGUUUGGAUGGACCCUCUGGCCCUUCAGUCUCAAUAAAGGGACCAGAGUCCAGCCCUG
Molecule: messenger RNA, 4686 nt
Organism: Trichechus manatus latirostris (Florida manatee)
Lineage: Eukaryota; Metazoa; Chordata; Mammalia; Sirenia; Trichechidae
Gene: ZNF335
Product: zinc finger protein 335
Exons: 27
Coding region: 362-4396 (1344 amino acids)
Biological process (GO): positive regulation of neurogenesis; brain development; positive regulation of transcription by RNA polymerase II
Cellular component (GO): nucleus
Molecular function (GO): RNA polymerase II cis-regulatory region sequence-specific DNA binding
Source: RefSeq, a predicted model, not a curated record